This is a messenger RNA of Paraglomus brasilianum, 1113 nucleotides long. Lineage: Eukaryota; Fungi; Glomeromycota; Glomeromycetes; Paraglomerales; Paraglomeraceae. The record is from the annotation of a GenBank genome assembly.
AUGUCCGCCCAAUUAUCAUCAGAACGCUCCUUUUCUCAACUUUUCCGUCAAUCUCGCCUUGCAACGUACGAUCCGACUCUACCACAAGUUUAUACGACUUAUGGCCCUUUCAAGAAACAAGGCGACUGGGGCUUGAAACGUAACCUUCCGAAAAUCCUCCGUACUAAUGUGAUCACUGUACAAGCUCUCGAUACUUCCGAACAUCAAACGCCAUUUCGCUCUGCCCAGAAACUCGUGCGAUUUACUAGAAAAUGGAAAGAGAAUUUUCCGUGGUCAAAAUUCCCACCUCCCCUGAAAGAUAAGGCCUUGAGGAACAUAAGUUUGAUGUCAGAGAAGCAGUUUGAAAAGUUUUUGAAAGAGGCAGAAGAAAAAAAACAGGAAUGGAGGCAAAAGAAGAAAGAAACGUAUUCCCCUGAAAGUUGGCUUCAGUUUAUGAACGCCAUAAAUGAGAAAUCUCCUCCCUCGGUCGUUGGCUUAACUUACUCCCAUAAUAACCCGGGAACAAACGUUCUCAUCCAGGGUCGUGUAUUAAACAAGGAACUUCUUGGAUACGCAGUGGGUAUAUCUGGCAUUGUUGCACAUUUGCCGUCCCAAAAAGCCCUUCGCGUUGGUAUUAUUGAACGGGAUAAAGUGGAGCAGUUUUACGUCGAGCAAGCCGAAUUUAAUGAAAGUGGAAGACUAGUAGUGAGACUUUCUCAAUUGCCAACCGUUAUUCGACAGGAUACCUUAGGAUAUCCGGGUAGUUCACGACUUACGAAAGGUUUCCUUGAUGAGGGUGCAAGACAAAAAGAGGCCCCUGAUGUUCAAAAGGAUCUGCUGGAGAAGAUUAAACAACUGUCUGGUGGUAGUUAUAUCGGCAUUGGUCCUGUGAGAUUUCCUAAGCCUCAGAACAUAAAUAUGCGGAAGGAUUUCGAAAGUGAUCAAUCUAGCAGUGCAGCAUUGUUUGGUCCUGAUGGGCUGUUUGCUAAAAAAUCGGAAGAUAGUAAUAUAGAGAUAGAUAAAGCAAAAAAGGCAAGUGAUAAGUUAGAAGUAGACGAUUAUCUUGACCUAAUGGAACAGAUUUCAAUUAAUGAUGAAAAGAAGCGAGAUGAUGGAAAUAAAGAUGACUCAUAA